Molecule: messenger RNA, 2957 nt
Organism: Siniperca chuatsi (mandarin fish)
Lineage: Eukaryota; Metazoa; Chordata; Actinopteri; Centrarchiformes; Sinipercidae
Product: F-box only protein 40
Exons: 3
Coding region: 107-2152 (681 amino acids)
Cellular component (GO): cytoplasm
Molecular function (GO): protein binding; zinc ion binding; ubiquitin protein ligase activity
Source: RefSeq, a predicted model, not a curated record
CUGCCCCUCUGUUGUGUCUAUUUAUAAUGUCCAGACACAGUGCAGAGGUUAUUCAGAUGUGCCAGCAAAAACAAGGUGACAGGAACAAAGGGUGAAGAUCAGAAAGAUGCCUGUGGGCCAUCAUAAGCAUUGUGACAAGUGUUACAAUGUCCACUGUCAAGUCCCGGUGCAGAUUUCUGUCUCAUGCAUGGUCAUCAAGUGUCAUAAAAACUGUGGCGCCACCCUUCAUAUGUGCAAGCAAGAGGAGCACCAGCUACUCUGUCCCAAUGAGACAGUCCCUUGCCUCAAUGUUGACUAUGGCUGUCCUCUCAUCAUGCAUCGCCAUAGGCUGGCCAGACACCUGGAGGUCUGUCCUGCCAGCGUGGUCUGCUGCUCUCAGGAGUGGAACCGCUGGCCUGUUUCAGAAACUGAUCUGACCUUCUACAAAAAUGUUUCAGAAAACCUUCAAACUAAGGUAAAUCUUGAUGUUGCGAUGGCUCUCAGGGACCAAGAGCUGCUGUUUCGAUCCAUCAAAAUGAAGAACAUUUUCCCUGAGUUGAUGGGGGAGGAUCCUGCCCUUCAGGAUGUUUCUGCUGGGGUCAACAGUCCUGCAGAGGAAGCAACCUGUUCUUUAGUUUGUGGUGAAUUUACAGAAAAUGGCUGCACAAGGAUGAAGGAAAAAGAGCUGAAUCAAGAGGAGAGGGAUGCUUUGGCACAGAGCAGAGACGUGGAUAGUAUUCAGAACUACAGCUCCUGGGAGAAAAUAUUCAAGAAGGAGAUGGAGGGAUGCAAGCAAACUGUCAAAAACCUGAAUAAGAAGGAGGCAAAAGGAAAGGAAAAGGAAGAGCAAGAAUCAUCAAACUGUCAGCAGCAGACAAGAGACUCACACCUGAGCCAAGAGAAUGCUACUGCUCCUCCUAGCACGUAUGGUGCAACUGGUCUUGCACCAUGGCAAGACGGGGUCCUUGAGAGGUUAGGCAAGGAAGUCAACAUUGCUGAAUAUAACAUGUAUCUGGUGCACAAUGGGGCAAUGUUGAUUAAUUUUGGCCAACUUCCUGCUUGCACCCCGAGAGAAAAGGAUUUUGUUUAUGGGAACCUGGAACCCAUCGAGGUUCAAACUGUCCGCUCGUUUAAUGUUCCUACGAGCUAUCGAGCAAAGCGUAGUCACCUGAAGGACCCUGCACACAAACCCAAGACCGCACACCAGAGUGUUGACACUGCAGAUUUGGGCGUGUCAGUUGAGGAUCUUCCGAAGGAUGACGAGGUUAGCGCCACACUCCUGUGCUCCCUGGAAAAGGAACUGAAAGGACAUUUAAUUUCAGAGAGUGUGUCAACAGAUGGCCUUUAUGUAGAUAUUGGAACACAAACAUACAAUUUUGCCUCUGCGCCCUUCAAAACAGAUGCAUCGCUUGCUGAUGUCAUGGCAGACAAACCUCAUGGUCUUCAUGUACAUGUCGAAGCAGAAUCUGUCACCAGAAGACAUAACAAAACAAGUUCAGCCUUCAGCUACAUGUGUGGCCAUUUCUUUCGCCGUGAUGAAUACUGCUCUCAUUUCAGGAAUGUGCACUCUGACAUACAGGCCUCUCUAAGGGGCUGGUUCCAACAACGCUGUCCCUUAGCUUACCUCGGCUGCACUUUCACCCAGACGAGGUUUCAGCCUGCAGGUCACCAUGCUACAAUUAAAUUCUGCCAAGAUGUCAGCGCCUUUGUCCUCCAGCCAGAAGUCCCUUCCCUCUGUGAAGGCGGGAAAACCUUCAGCCCUCAGAAAAAUGGUGCAAAUAAUCUGGAUCCCCUGAGCAGCCUGCCCCUGGAGAUCCUUCAACACAUUGCUGGUUACCUUGACAGCCUUACAUUAUCUCAGCUGUCCCAGGUCUCCCAUCUGAUGAGAGAGGUGUGUGCCACAUUGUUGCAGGAGAGAGGGAUGGUCUCCCUCAAGUGGGUGAAAAAGACAUAUUCCCACGAGGGAAGCUCCUGGAAAUGUCGCAAGAAAGUUUGGGAGUUCAGCUCUCUGUUUUCCUCUGUGGACAGAUGGCGAUUCAGCAAUACUCCUUCCAUGUCAGAUCACUUGAAAACCUGCUCCUUCUACCAGAGAGAGGAGCGCACUGAGCCAGUGGCUUUAGCCUGCCUGGGAGAGGUCAGAGACAAAUAUGCAGAAGUAAAGCAUAAAAGAUAAUGCUCAUGGUCCCAGAGCUGUGGGCGGACCACAACCCGAGCGAUGCCAUGUUUAGAAUCAGUCAGACGUGAUAUGUAUGCACCCACAAAACUGUAAAGUGGAUAAAGCCUACUUCUGUACAGCUACUGUACAGAAACAGAAGGGAAACUGUGUGCUGAAGCCCUGCAGACAAAUGUGCAUAUAUGAAGAAUUCACAUUGGCAUACACUGCAAUUUCUGAAGAUUUUGAUGUGAUUUACUCAACCUCUAUUUUCUUGUAACAUCUCCUCAAAUCAUUUUGCCUGUAGGUAGGCAAAAUACUUCAUGAUAGAUCUAUUUAUGCAGCAUUUGUAAGAGUUUAUUGAGAGAAGAUGAAACUUAAAUUAUCCCUUUGAGAACAUUAAAUUCACAAAUGUGUUGAGAUGGUGUUUGAGAGAGGUCCUCAUAUUCUCUAAUAUCAGAUUAUUUGCCUUUGUUUAGAAUACUGAGCUGACUAGUGCUGUUUGUUCCAUCUUAUUUCAUUCUUGUGGUGAAAAGCAUUAUUUCAAAGAAAUGAGGGCAGCAGAUGCAGCUGUUUUCAACAUGACAAGACUGACAUCUACUGGAGAAAAGCUGAAGUACUUCAUCUGUGUGGACGCAUAAAACAAGUUUUGGUAUUUCAAUGCUGAACACAAUAUCACAUGUCCUAUAUGUCAUAUUAGAUUAAACACAGCAGUGCAUGCUUCAUGAUGAGAACACUGACAACUUUGUUUCUAAUUUAGAAAGGAAAAUGCAAGGACUGUGAUAUAUGUGUGACAUUAUACACUGUAUAAUAAAUCUGACUUGCA